Messenger RNA from Chelmon rostratus (copperband butterflyfish), 815 nucleotides. Its product is annotated as hydroxyacyl-thioester dehydratase type 2, mitochondrial-like. NCBI's taxonomy places the organism in Eukaryota, Metazoa, Chordata, Actinopteri, Chaetodontiformes, Chaetodontidae. The transcript has a single exon. The coding region runs from base 1 to 486 and encodes 161 amino acids. The record is from RefSeq and is a predicted model, not a curated record.
AUGAGGUUCAUGUGGAGCAGUAUCUUUAAUAAACCACGGCUGUGCCUCUCGUCCAUCACAGCAGCUCCUCCCUCCUACCGAUCGCUCCAUGUUGGCCAGAGAGCCUCCCUCACCAAAGCAUUCUCCUCCCGUGACGUGGAGCUGUUCGCGGAGCUGACGGGCGACACCAACCCCCUCCACCUGGACCCGGCCUAUGCCAGCACCACCUCCUUCGAGACACCCAUCGUCCACGGUGUCCUCAUCAACGGCCUGAUCUCGGCCGUCCUUGGCACCAGGAUGCCCGGCCGGGGCUGCGUCUUCCUGUACCAGGAGAUCCGCUUCCCGGCACCACUCUACAUUGGCGAGGAGGUGCUGGCCGAAGCUGAAGUCCGCAAGAUCAAGAUGUCAUUCGCCUUCAUUGCCGUGACGUGCUCUGUCAAGGACAAGGUGGUGAUGGAGGGGGAGGUGAUGGUGAUGAUGCCUGAGGAGCAGCAGCAGAAGGAGUGAGAGGAGCGGAUGAGGGCAGACGUCACAGUCCCCUGAUGUUGUAUUUGCAGGGAUUGAAAUAGGAGUGCAGUGAUUUCAACUCUGCGCAGCUCGGUGUCUCCGGGAUAAUUUGGUUGCAACAGUGCUUCAGCACAAUGGAAUUUGGCCCAUCUCCUGUUAUUUUUGCUUAUUGAUCAUAUGCUUGAAUACUGGAACAAGAAGUGCGUCUGGACAGAGUGGUUUGGAGAGAAACGUUUCAGUCACUUGAUUUAUUUUUUAGCAUGUUUGACUUGAUAGAUCUGCUCUGUAUUUUGUUUAAUAUGUGUGUGGAAUAAAAACACCGAACAACA